Molecule: messenger RNA, 8795 nt
Organism: Myotis myotis
Lineage: Eukaryota; Metazoa; Chordata; Mammalia; Chiroptera; Vespertilionidae
Gene: UGGT1
Product: UDP-glucose glycoprotein glucosyltransferase 1
Exons: 42
Coding region: 223-4809 (1528 amino acids)
Cellular component (GO): endoplasmic reticulum
Molecular function (GO): UDP-glucose:glycoprotein glucosyltransferase activity
Source: RefSeq, a predicted model, not a curated record
CCCCAGCCCCGCCCCGGCGCCGUCCCCGUGCCGCCGCGGACGGAGCGCGGUCCCCGCCUGGCCGGAAGGGCACGCGAGCUGUGUGGUGUCGCGGCGGCGCGGCAGUGACAGGGACCUGGUGUGGCAGAUACUGUUACUCCUAUUUUAGCGACUGGGAGACUAAGGGCCAAAGAAGUUAUUAGGUAACAUGCUUGUGGUUAAACUGCUAGGAUUUGCUGUAAAAUGGGACUUCUGAUUGUAUUCACUGGACUGUGGCUGUUUUCCUUAGUAAAGGCAGAUUCAAAAGCCAUUACAACCUCUCUUACGACAAAAUGGUUUUCUGCUCCAUUGUUGUUAGAAGCCAGUGAGUUUUUAGCAGAAGACAGUCAAGAGAAGUUUUGGAAUUUUGUAGAAGCCAGUCAAAAUAUUGGAUCAUCAGAUCAUCACGGCACUGAUUACUCCUAUUAUCAUGCAAUAUUGGGAGCUGCAUUUCCGUUUCUGUCACCUCUGCAGCAGAAUUUGCUGAAAUUUUCUCUGUCUCUCCAUUCCUACUCUGCUACAAUUCAAGCCUUCCAACAGAUAGCGGCAGAUGAGCCUCCACCGGAAGGAUGUAGUUCAUUUUUCUCAGUGCACGGAAGGAAGGCCUGUGAUGUCGAUGCCCUUGAGACUCUUCUGCUGACAGCACCUGAAAGACCCAAGCCCUUAUUGUUCAAAGGUGAUCACAGAUACCCCUCAUCCAGUCCUGAGAGUCCAGUGGUGAUUUUCUACUCUGAGAUUGGUUAUGAGGCAUUUUAUAAUUUCCACCGCCAACUUGUAUCAAAAAGCAAUGCAGGCAAAAUCAAUUACAUAUUCAGACAUUAUGUAUCUCGCCCCAGGAGAGAGCCUGUGUAUCUCUCUGGCUACGGCGUGGAGCUGGCCAUUAAGAGCACCGAGUACAAGGCCAAGGAUGAUACCCAGGUGAAAGGAACUGAAGUAAACACCACAGUGAUUGGUGAAAAUGAUCCUAUUGAUGAAGUUCAAGGAUUUCUCUUUGGAAAAUUAAGAGACCUGCACCCUGACCUGAAGGGACAGUUGAAAGAACUUAGAAAGCAUCUUGUGGAGAGCACCAAUGAAAUGGCACCUUUAAAAGUCUGGCAAUUGCAAGAUCUAAGUUUCCAGACUGCUGCCCGAAUCUUGGCUGCUCCUGUUGAAUUAGCUUUGGUUGUUAUGAAGGAUCUUAGUCAAAAUUUUCCUACGAAAGCCAGAGCAAUAACAAAAACUGCUGUGAGUUCAGAACUUAGAACUGAAGUGGAAGAGAAUCAGAAGUAUUUCAAAGGAACUUUAGGGUUACAGCCCGGAGACUCAGCACUGUUCAUCAAUGGACUUCAUAUAGAUUUAGAUACGCAGGAUAUAUUCAGUUUGUUUGAUGUAUUGAGGAAUGAAGCUCGGGUCAUGGAGGGUCUACACAGACUGGGAAUCGAAGGUCUUUCUCUGCACAAUGUUUUAAAACUGAACACCCAGCCCUCCGAGGCUGACUAUGCCGUGGACAUCAGGAGUCCUGCAAUUGCGUGGAUUAACAACCUGGAGGUGGAUGCCAGAUAUAAUUCAUGGCCUUCUAGUCUACAAGAGUUGCUUCGACCCACCUUUCCUGGUGUUAUCCGGCAGAUCAGGAAAAACUUACAUAACAUGGUUUUCAUGGUCGAUCCUGCGCAUGAGACCACAGCAGAGCUGAUGAGCAUAGCUGAGAUGUUCCUCAGUAACCAUAUACCACUGAGACUUGGUUUAAUCUUCGUGGUUAAUGAUUCUGAAGAUGUGGAUGGGAUGCAAGAUGCUGGAGUGGCUAUUAUGAGAGCAUAUAAUUAUGCUGCCCAAGAAGUGGAUCAUUAUCACGCCUUCCAAACCCUGACACAGAUAUAUAACAAAGUAAGGACUGGAGAAAAGGUGAAAGUUGAACAUGUGGUCAGUGUUCUGGAGAAGAAAUACCCGUAUGUAGAAGUGAACAGCAUUUUGGGGAUUGAUUCUGCCUAUGAUCAGAAUCGGAAGGAAGCAAGAGGCUACUACGAGCAGACUGGGGUUGGUCUGCUGCCUGUCGUUCUGUUCAAUGGGAUGCCCUUGGAAAAGGCACAGCUGGACCCUGAUGAGCUGGAAACCAUCACCAUGCACAAGAUCCUGGAGACCACCAGCUUCUUCCAGCGCGCAGUGUACUUGGGUGAAUUGUCUCAUGAUCAGGAUGUGGUAGAGUAUAUUAUGAAUCAGCCGAAUGUUGUUCCACGAAUCAAUUCUAGGAUUUUGACAGCUGAGCGAGAAUACCUGGAUUUAACAGCAACCAAUAACUUUUUUGUGGAUGAUUAUGCUAGAUUUACUGCCUUAGAUUCUCAAGGCAAGACUGCUGCUAUAGCCAAUAGUAUGAACUAUCUAACAAAGAAAGGGAUGUCCUCCAAGGAAAUCUAUGAUGAUUCUUUUAUCAGGCCAGUCACUUUUUGGAUUGUUGGAGAUUUUGAUAGCCCGUCUGGAAGGCAGUUGUUGUACGAUGCUAUAAAACAUCAGAAAUCUAGUAACAAUGUGAGAAUAAGCAUGAUCAAUAAUCCUAAGGAAGAUAUCAAUUAUGAGAACACUCGGAUCUCCCGAGCAAUCUGGGCAGCUCUCCAAACACAAACCUCCAGCACUGCCAAGAACUUCAUCACAAAAAUGGCCAAGGAGGGGACUGCGGAGGCCCUGGCCGCGGGGGCUGAUGUUGGGGAGUUCGCCGUUGGGGGCAUGGAUUUCAGUCUUUUUAAAGAGGUCUUUGAGUCUUCCAAAAUGGAUUUCAUUUUGUCUCAUGCCAUGUACUGCAGGGAUGUCCUGAAGCUGAAGAAGGGACAGAGGGCAGUGAUCAGCAAUGGAAGGAUCAUUGGGCCACUGGAGGAUAAUGAACUCUUUAAUCAGGAUGAUUUCCACCUCCUAGAAAACAUCAUCUUAAAAACUUCAGGACAGAAAAUUAAAUCUCACAUUCAACAGCUUCGGGUAGAAGAAGAUGUGGCAAGUGACUUGGUCAUGAAGGUGGAUGCUCUCCUGUCUGCUCAACCAAAAGGAGACACGAGAAUCGAGUACCAGUUUUUUGAAGACAGACACAGUGCAAUUAAACUCAGGCCAAAAGAAGGAGUGACGUACUUUGAUGUCGUGGCCAUCCUUGACCCUGUCACCAGAGAGUCACAGAGACUGGCCCCGUUGCUCUUGGUGUUAACUCAGCUGAUCAACAUGAAUCUAAGAGUAUUUAUGAACUGCCAAUCUAAACUUUCUGACAUGCCUUUAAAAAGCUUUUACCGUUAUGUCUUAGAACCAGAGAUUUCUUUCACUUCAGACAAUAGUUUUGCUAAGGGUCCAAUAGCCAAAUUUUUGGAUAUGCCACAGUCUCCUCUGUUCACUCUGAAUUUGAACACACCUGAGAGUUGGAUGGUAGAGUCUGUCAGAACGCCAUAUGACCUGGAUAACAUUUACUUAGAAGAGGUGGACAGCGUAGUGGCUGCUGAGUACGAGCUGGAGUACCUCCUCCUAGAAGGUCACUGCUAUGACAUCACCACCGGGCAGCCUCCGCGAGGCCUGCAGUUCACGUUGGGAACUUCAGCCAGCCCCGUCGUCAUGGACACCAUUGUGAUGGCCAACCUGGGUUACUUCCAGUUAAAAGCCAACCCAGGAGCUUGGAUUCUCAGACUGAGGAAAGGCCGUUCCGAAGAUAUUUACAGGAUCUACAGCCAUGACGGCACAGACUCUCCGCCCGAUGCUGGUGAGGUUGUCGUCGUCCUCAACAACUUCAAGAGCAGAAUCAUUAAAGUGAAGGUUCAGAAGAAGGCAGACAUGGUGAAUGAAGAUUUGCUGAGUGAUGGAACCAACGAGAAUGAAUCUGGAUUCUGGGAUUCCUUCAGAUGGGGCUUCACGGGAGGACAGAAGACCGAAGAAGUGAAACAAGAAAAAGACGACAUAAUUAAUAUUUUCUCUGUUGCAUCUGGUCAUCUCUAUGAAAGAUUUCUUCGCAUAAUGAUGUUAUCAGUACUGAAGAACACCAAGACUCCUGUGAAAUUUUGGUUUUUGAAGAAUUAUUUGUCCCCUACAUUUAAGGAAUUUAUACCUUACAUGGCAGACAAGUACAGUUUCCACUACGAGCUUGUGCAGUACAAGUGGCCCCGGUGGCUCCACCAGCAAACUGAGAAGCAGCGCACCAUCUGGGGCUACAAGAUCCUUUUCCUGGACGUGCUCUUCCCCCUGGUUGUGGACAAGGUCCUCUUUGUGGAUGCUGAUCAGAUCGUGCGGGCAGACCUGAAAGAGCUAAGAGAUUUCAGUUUGGACGGCGCCCCUUACGGCUACACUCCUUUCUGUGACAGCCGGAAAGAGAUGGAUGGCUACAGGUUCUGGAAAUCAGGGUACUGGGCCAGUCACCUAGCUGGGCGCAAGUAUCACAUCAGUGCACUGUAUGUCGUUGACCUGAAGAAGUUUAGGAAAAUAGCGGCUGGUGACAGACUCAGGGGACAGUACCAAGGUCUGAGUCAGGACCCUAACAGUCUUUCCAAUCUUGACCAGGAUUUGCCCAAUAACAUGAUCCAUCAGGUGCCAAUUAAAUCGCUCCCUCAAGAAUGGCUGUGGUGCGAGACGUGGUGUGAUGACACCUCUAAGAAAAGGGCCAAAACCAUUGACUUGUGUAAUAACCCAAUGACCAAAGAGCCCAAGCUGGAGGCAGCUGUUCGCAUUGUCCCCGAGUGGCAGGACUAUGACCAGGAGGUCAAGCAGCUGCAGAUCCGCUUCCAGGAGGAGAAAGCGGCGGCAGCCCGGGGGAAGGAGCCACGCGCAGACGGACCUCAGACUCAUGAAGAAUUAUAAUCUGCAGAGAAGGAUAGGAAAUCGCACCAUUUGAAAAACACUUUUUAUACUAAACGCUCGUUUUUUCUGACCUGUCUAUACAACUGCUGAUAACUUGGCUGGGCAGGUGCCCAGCACCUUUUGAUUCGGAGCGUUUGCCUUGGGCGUGGCGGCUCUGGGUCUCUGGAGUGAAGACUCUCGUGGCUUUGUACCUCAGAGGAAGACCAGUGGCUGAGCUUCGGGGACUCUGUAAAGAGCAGUCUGGUAACCAGAAGGGGAAACGGCCAAGGCACUGGGGGGUGGGGGGCGGGCGGCGGGGGGGACACAAGCCCUGUGCGCCCCACCCUGGGCACCGGCAGCCAGGCCCCUCUGCCUCCUCGCCUGCCUCGCUGAUGGCAGCCAAGUCCGCCCUGCAGCCUGGGUCGUGCCCACGCCCUGCACCUCGAGGUUUGCGCCUGAGCCCUGCCCUGCUGUCUCCCAGCAUCCGUGCAGCAUGGAGUGAGACCCAGCCAGCUAGUGUGUCGUCAGGGUGGGCUCAGGACCAGUUAAUUGCUACAGGAUGGGGUGGGUUAGGGCGAGAGGAAAACGAGGAGUAGAAGGCUCGGGGUGUGGCGGGGCAGUGAGAAGAGGGAAUGGGCUGUUCCCUUGUAAACCAUCAGAACCAUUGUGACUAAUUUGAAAUGAAAACCUUCUGUUCCCACCCAGCUUCACUGAAUACUUUAGGUAAUUAUUUUGUAAACAGUUUUUGUAUUUGUGAAAGUAUUUGCUUUUUCCCCAUUUUCUAAACGUUGACUGGAAACAGCCAUAGUGAGCCCCAGGGGUCUGGGCUGCCCCGGGAGACACUUUGUCAUCUCCCUCACGGCCUCUGAGGACUUUCCCCUCAGACACAGGGAAGUUGGCUUCGAUUUUCUCUACUAAAGACUCUGACAUCUGAGACCAGGAGAGGUUUGGACUGUGACUUCAUGUGCUUUAGACACUGUCCCUAUUCCUGCUAGCUCCGCGCUGGGGCAGCCUUUGGCUCUCCCCGCCCUGACUUCACAUGGUGGCAUCUUGAAGCCACAUGAACUCUUUAGUCAUUGAGUGGCCCGUGCUGGGAGGCCUGGGGCAGCCUGUGCUGGGAGGCCUGAGCUGGGAGGCCUGGGGCAGCCUGAGCUGGGAGGCCUGGGCAGCCUGUGCUGGGAGCUGGCGGAGCUGGCAGGCUCCCACGCAGAGGCUGAUGGUGUGCUGGUGGUCUGUGGUGGACGGUUCCAGGUCGCCCUCAGCUUCCCAGCAGCAGUAGCACAGCCACGGGCUCAUAUUUGCCUGCUCGUUAAAAAUAAGAGGAGGGGUGCACAUGGGUAGCUAAGCCAGGUAGUAUUAAUUUGUAACCUUUUUUUAAAAAUCUAAGUCUUAUGACAAAUAUCAAGUAAUUUGUCAUUUCCAUAUUCACAUGCAAAAGGUAGCUUAGGAGUCUCUCAAGCUCUGACGGAGCUUUGGAGUUUGCUCUGUAAUCCCAGUAAGCAUUGGGGGGGGGAAGGGGGGGGACAGGCCAAGCCUGGAAGUGUCCUGGGAGUCACUGCAGCACCAGGCCCCGCCCAGCUCCUCAAGGUCGCGCGCACGGAGAGAGCAAGAAGCGCUUCUUCAGCUUCAUCUUCGAUUCCUUUAAGCUGCUCAAGGCUUCCGCCGCUGCCUCUUCUGUCUGCGGCCCUGGGCAGAACUUCAUUUCCCCAGUUCAUUUUCUGGGAGAUUGAGCAGAAAUACUAAAGUCACUGGGAUGUGCUUUUUGCUGCUGGUUCCCGUGGGCCCUGAGCCAGACCACCUUUCUCCGGGCCUUUCUACCCGGUCUCGUGUGUAGCCUGUGAGGGGCACAGUGUGAAAUCUGUUUCUCUGUGGCCUCAGUGCCCCUUGCUGCCACACCCUGCACGAGGUCCUGUUAACAUUUGAAUUUAAAUAUGAAGACGCAACUGGGCUUUCCUUCUGCCAGUAAUUCUUGACUCGUGGCAUAAGCGUCUUUCAAAAACAGCCUCUGACUCUAGGAAAGGAUGUCGCCACUGACAGCUGGUCAUGGUCAGCUGCGUCUGCUGACACUGCUGUGUGACAGGCGAGCGCCUUGUGACCGGGAGGCGUGCGAGGGCGCCGAGCACAGGGGUGACUGAUGGGAGCAGGGGAGCUCUGGAAACAGCGCCCUGUUUCUAACCACCUGACCGUGACGGAGUUUCCCUCAUGAUGCCGUGAUGGAAAUGUCCUUUCUGAACGAGUGCCAGAGGAUAUGAAAUCCUGUAACUCUUCUGUUCCAUGGACAGUGGCACUGGGCCGAGCUCAGAGCCCAGGCACACAGCCUGCUGCGGGCAGGCCUCUGUUUCGUGUUGAGCUUAUAUUCAGUGCUCACACUGAAUGGUGGCAUGUUCCUUUUCCAUAAGAUUGACAAAGUGUUGGAUCUGUCAAAAUGGCAUUUCACAGGGGAACAGACACGUCUGCCUGCCCACCACGCGCAUGCGUCGCCCUAGGCCCGCCGCGUCUGCACUCAGCUCUUGGGAGACCAAAGCUUUCACAUGUACUAGGAAGUGGUUUCCGAGAAUGGAGCUUAAUGUGCUCUGCUGCCCAUAAUGCCUCACAUCAGGGCCGCCCUGCCUGAGUGGACACUGUAGUCUGGUUGCCGGCUAAGCCCCUGGAUGAGGCUGCACGCUGAGGGUGGCAGCAGUUUCCCUCCGAGACUGGCCUGUGCUGGGGAGGAAGGAACCCCGUGGCCUGGAGCUGGGAGUCUGCUUUAUGGACACCACCUCAUAGCCACGGGGGUACCGAUUCCAUCCCAUCCCCUCCCCUCCCCGCCCUGCCCCUCCCCAGACUUGAAAGCAGUCCUUUCUAAAAUUGCCAUGAAUGAUGAAAAGAAAGAAUUCAACUCAAGAGUUACAGGGGACAGUAUCUAGUGCAUUUUUCUGAGUAAAGUAUUACUAUAUCGGAUUUUGUGGAAAUGGGAAUGUUUUGGUCAAGGCACCUAAGGGUACCACUUUUCCCUGGUAACACAUGGGGGCGCAUUGUGUGCAAAGUUAUCUAAAUACGUAGGCCACUGCCGUGUGAUUUUAUGAUUAGUUUUUUAAAUACUUGAUUUUAUGGGGAAAUGUGGGGGAUAAUUAGAGUUAUCAACUUAAAUAUAGCUGCCAUGUGUCUAGUUUGGUGGGAUAACAUUUUGAAUUUGAAGUCGUGUUUUCCCUGCUUCAUGCAGGAAGGAAAGGGCUCAGGCAGGACUCUGGUCAUCAUGUGGUCGAGCUCACACCCAUGAGACUCGCUCACGCGUGUCGUCAUUGAUCUUCCAAAGCGUCCGCAGGACACCAGGUUCUCUUUUGUCAUUUGGUCUUUGGUCUCUGCGCUACCACAGAAGGGACACUGGUGGCCUGAGUCCGCACUCGGCCCCUCCCCUGGGACUGUGCCGACUGAAAACCACCACAGGAUCAGCCACGCUGCAUGCUCUCCAGAGCCGAGCACAGAGUGGACCCUCCAUGGUGAUGACACCAGCAAGAAGCCAUCUCCUGAGUCUCCCAGUUACUUAGCAACACCCAGGCUGGGUCUGGAAGCUUUAAUUGCAUACGAUACAAGUUAGGGUCAGAGCGAAGGCUUUCAUCCCAUCUGUAAUCUAUGCAAUGCCUUACUUAUGAUUUAGAUUUCCAGAGAAAUAGGCACAAUUUCUCUUCAAAAUGAAAGUAUGAGAAUACAUUAACUUAAAGUCAACAAUUUGAGAAAAGGAUGAUCAAGUACUAUGUUUUCCAACCAGUUAUCAUUGGUAUAACAAUGUAAACAUAGAAAAACUGAGAAAAAAUGUUAUAAUUUUUUUAAAAACUAUGUACUUAAAAAACACACCCUUUUUAUAAAAACUAUUCUAUUUUACUGUAAUUCUGUUCCACUAAAUGCAAUGUAGGUCCUGGUGCUGCCCUUGCGUGGCACACGCCCUGGGCCCGAGGUGAACUGUGAAUGAACCUCCUGCUGCUGUCAGGACAGUAAGGUCUGCUCACACAAUAAACGCCUCUUCUUUA